AAAGGGGUGGGGGAACAGUUGGCCAGUUUUGGCGAGGCUUCGGUGUCUGCGUCUCGGCUCACCUGGCUGGGGUUGCUCGGCGCGGCGCUGGCGCAUGGCUGUUUGAUUGCGCUGACCCGCCUCGCCUCGGAACGCUUCGGCCUCGGACCCCUGUUCCUCCUCUUAGUGCGGUCCGUCGUACAGCUCCUGUCCCUGGCCGUGCCUCUGCACAGGGGCCAGAACCCUUUCGGACCAGAGGGCUAUCGACUACAUCUGGUCUGCUACGGAAUAGCCUACUCCCUCUCCCUCUGCUGUGCCUACUCUUCGUUAACCUUCGUCUCCCCUGGAAAUGGCACAACAACGUGGCGCCUUGCAACGACAGCGCUGUCUGCGACCCUUGCCUUCCUGCUCCUGGAGGAAAGACUGGGACUGGCCGAUGGGAUAACCCUGGCUGCGGGUCUGUGCGGUUUGGGGCUCCUGUUGCUUCCCACCACAGACGAGAGCUUUUCUGAUUCACAAGUUGACCCGGUUGCAUUCUGGAAGGAAGCUUUUGGAUGGUCUCUUUCGGCCCUCGCAGGGUUGUGGACGGCCUUGGCGUUGGUCGGGUAUCGCUCGCUGAAAGACAGGAUUGGAGUCGGCACUGCUUUGUUCACGGUGAGCUGGACUGGGUGCCUGCUGACCCCAGCGACUCUGGUUUUGCUCCAGGAGGGCUGGUCCUGGCCAAUGAGUGCUCCAGCCUGGGGCGUCAUCCUGGGUUUGGUGGCCUGCUCUGUGGCAGCCUUCUUAGGAAUGACUCACGCCCUCACCCGGCUCCACCCGGCUCUGGUCUCCGCCUCGCAGAGCCUGGAGGUACCCGUCGCCAUGCUCCUCCAUCUGGCCAUGCUUCCUUCUGUCCCCACUGCACCCGAGGUGGUGGGGAACGCCAUGGUCGUGCUGAGCGUCAGCUGGCUGGUGGCCAUGAAGCUGCUUCCCUCGCGAGUCGGUGGGCGGCGUCAGAGGGAGGAGUACGAGGAGAUUCUCGAGUCUCCUAUCAAAUAGAUCUCCUCAGCCUGCCCUCUUGUUGUCCACACCGUCUGCUUUACGAGAUUGGUUGAAUAACUGUACAUAACAGACUGAUAAAUGUCUACUGGAGCUUUAUCUGUUUUGUAUUGUUUUUUUGUUUUUUUGCUUUUGGGAAAGUGCCAAUAUUUUGUUGUCUGUUACCGUGACUAUAUGUGAUAAUAAAAUCUCUCUGAGAGCUC
Messenger RNA from Austrofundulus limnaeus, 1220 nucleotides. Its product is annotated as solute carrier family 35 member G2. Gene Ontology annotation, cellular component: membrane. The record is from RefSeq and is a predicted model, not a curated record. The transcript has a single exon. NCBI's taxonomy places the organism in Eukaryota, Metazoa, Chordata, Actinopteri, Cyprinodontiformes, Rivulidae. The annotation marks the transcript as partial.